GUGGGAGAUCAGAUUAUUGAAAUCAACGGGGAAACUACGAGAGACAUGACCCACACCAGAGCAAUAGAACUCAUCAAAUCCGGUGGACGAAGAGUACGGUUGUUACUAAAACGUGGAACCGGGCAGGUCCCAGAAUAUGACGAACCAAACUCCUGGAGGGCCCCCGCUGCCACCUCCCCAGGUCUGUCGGAAAUAACUCUUUCCCCCGAUGACAUUGUCCUGCCAUUAUCUUCAUCGCAUCUAGCCCAACCCUCUGACCCUUCCUGCCAGAUAAGCCCAGACUCAGCUUGGGAUAUCAAGAGGGAACAUCACGUCAACAAGCCAAAGGAGUUUCCGGUCAACGGCCACAGGAAGAAAAGGUUAGGCGAACAGACGGAGCGGCCUGCCAGUCCCAAGAAGGUAGAUAGGUCAAAACACGAAGAGGUAUGGCGGAAAACAAGCUCGGAAGGCAAGAGUACGGAGAGCGGAAGGCCGUUGCCGGAAACUAAGGCAGGAGGACUCAACCCAAUGGCCGAGGAUGGUGUCAGAGGACAUGGAUGUGCUGGAACCAACGAGGAAUGGGUUGGGAGAUCCAAGAGCAAACGAGGAGGAUCCCUUGGAGGAAAGGAUCCUUACGUCACGGUGGCGGCGGAGAAGAAGUCAACCGAGCACGUCAAGUUGGAUUCCAUUGGUGCUACCAAGGCGUAUAGUAGCAAUAGUUGCAGCUCCCACGGAAGUGACGUGGAUCACAGCCUGAAAGAACCCGAGAGGAAGCCCGGCGAAUUCCCAUGGAAGGGACACGCCCACCCCAUCCCGACCCACAACCCCAACCCCACCGCUCGGAAGGCAACGGUCUCUCCGGGGCCAUGGAAAAUCCCUGGCUCCGAUAAGUUACCCGGGAUCUUAAAAUCCACCCCUUCUGCCAUGAGCAGAUAAGCCAUCCGCGACUGCUGCCUUCUCGUGGUCCGCGGGGAUGCAGAAACAAGCCCCUCUAUUUCUGCCUCCCCCCUCCCCUCAUUUUAAUUUAUUUUAACUCAUCCGCUCGAAAUGACGGGAAACAAAACAAAACGAAAAGCCGUUAACGUGUAACUCUGCGACAACAUGCAUAACAUGCAUCUGCGUCUUAAUACGUUCAUGGAAGAUAAAAGAGUAUCUAAACGUGACCUUGAAGUCCCCAGUUUCAUUUUAGAGACUUUGGCAGCUACGGAAGAAACCAAAAUUAAUAUGAAAGGGACGGUUGACCCCCCCAUGCAGUGUAGCUUUACUCUUGACGUUUCCCACUGCAUGAUGGUCUUGGAAAUGACUUCUCUCUUCUUUUUUCUUUUUUUUUUCCAAUUCAGACUUUAUAUCGAGAAACUGGAAGAAGUUAGAGCAAUCAUAAACUGGAACAUCGCCUUAAAUAAAAACUGCACGGGGAAAGUGAAAAGUGGAAAAAAAAAAUAGAAUAUUUUAUCUGAACUCAAUGUUGUAAAUAAAUAGUUCUCGGCAUAUCUAGACAGGGGUUGAAGCAUUGACAUUGUAAAUCCAUGCUAUGUCUCUACUGUUAACACUUUUUGGGGGAAAAUGAAAAAAAAAAACAAGAGAACCAAAUGUGUCCAAUGUUAGUAUCAUAAUUCAUGAUGAGGCACCCUAGUGAGUUCGCUAAAGCAGAAUCAUUUUUUACGUCCAUUUUGUGAGCCAACCAUAUUUCCGUACACGGAGAAAUUAAGAGUGGAAUUACGUUCGGAAACCUGGGCUGAGAUCGAUUCCUCUCCCAGACAGGCCCCCACCUACAGAAUUGGAUCUCCAAAUAUCACCUAGGUCAGGGGUCUCCAACCUCCCCCCCCCUC
Molecule: messenger RNA, 1808 nt
Organism: Thamnophis sirtalis
Lineage: Eukaryota; Metazoa; Chordata; Lepidosauria; Squamata; Natricidae
Source: RefSeq, a predicted model, not a curated record